Messenger RNA from Pieris rapae (cabbage white), 3324 nucleotides. RefSeq names its product probable ATP-dependent DNA helicase HFM1. Gene Ontology annotation, molecular function: ATP binding; nucleic acid binding. The annotation marks the transcript as partial. The transcript is spliced from 22 exons. NCBI's taxonomy places the organism in Eukaryota, Metazoa, Arthropoda, Insecta, Lepidoptera, Pieridae. The record is from RefSeq and is a predicted model, not a curated record.
UACAGGUCUAACUUUACCAACGUUAUAGACGACGACGACUUAAUUGACUCGCAACCUCUUUCACUACCCUCAUCAAACAAUGUAGAAGUUACAAGUAUAGACUCACAGGACGGAAUAGCUAUUAACUUAGAUAACCCUAAAAGACCCAAGCGAGGUACGGGGCAAAAAGGACACCUUCGAAGUAUUGAGGAGAUUGAUGAAAAAUAUCGAGAAGUCUUUAAGUAUCCUUAUUUUAAUUUAGUGCAGUCUAGAAUCAUUGACGAUGCUUUAUAUUCAGAUAAGUCAUUGGUGAUUUGCGCCCCUACUGGAUCAGGUAAAACUCUUUUAUUUGAAAUGGCCAUAGUUCAAUUGCUAAUGGAAAUUGAGGAGAAGAAAAUUGAUCAGGAUUUCAAAAUAAUUUACAUGGCUCCAGUAAAGUCCCUGUGUACUGAACGAUUAACGGAAUGGUAUCCAAAGUUUACGAAGCUUGGAUUAUUGUGUAUAGAAGUUACUGGUGAUACAGAUGUUGACUUUCCACAAUUGAAGCCGUAUAGAAUUAUAAUAACGACCCCGGAAAAAUGGGAUAUGUUAACGCGUCGCUGGAAGGACCACACAAAUUUAGUUGAAGUUAUAAAACUAUUUCUUAUUGACGAAGUUCAUAUCCUUAAUGAUGAAGUACGAGGACCCGUUCUCGAAGCCGUCGUUAGUCGUAUGAAAACUAUCGAAUCUUCAGCAAAAGCAGCUCAUCGUAUACGGAAACUGCAACGGCAGUACCAAAAUAUAGUAGAUACUGUAGAUUCACCAGCACCCAAAAUACGUUUUAUAGCUGUAUCAGCUACUGUCAGUAAUCCUGAAGAUGUCGCUACAUGGCUCGGUACCGCAGAACAACCGGCCGUAUUUUACAAAUUUGGGGACGAAUGUCGUCCAGUGAAGUUGAACCUGGUAGUCGAAGGAUACCCUUGCGCUGAAGGCUCAAGCAUAUUUAAAUUCGACAUUAUUCUUAAUUAUAAACUAUGGCCAAUCAUACAAAAAUAUCAUAAUGGAAAACCCACUUUGAUAUUCUGCAACACCCGCAAGAGCGUAGCGCUGACCGCGGAAACAUUAUCCCGUGAGAUGACGGUCGGAUUCACUAAGGAACAGAGGGCAAGGCUUGCGGCUCUAGCCUCCACGAUAAAGACGAAAAAAAUACAAUCACUUAUUUUAUGCGGAGUUGGCUGUCAUCACGCGGGGCUUCUGUAUGAGGAGAGGGUCAAUAUAGAAAAUGCAUUUAGAAAUAAGGAUUUGCCAAUUCUCAUUACGACGACUACUUUAGCAAUGGGAGUUAAUCUACCAGCUCACUUGGUGAUCAUCAAAAAUACACAACAAUACAUAAAUGGAGCAUAUCAGGAGUACAGUAUAAGCACAAUUCUCCAAAUGGUCGGUCGAGCCGGAAGACCGCAGUAUGAUACAGAAGCCACUGCUGUUAUCAUGACGAGGAUAGCAGAUAAAGCUCGUUAUCAAUCUCUCGUCGGUGGAAGUGAACCGCUUCAAAGUUAUCUACACAAGCGCUUAGCCGAGAACUUAAACAGCGAGGCCUCUCUUGGAACAGUUACUGACGUCGCACAAUGUGUAGAAUGGGUGAACUCCACAUUUCUAAGUGUCAGAGCGACUCGUGACCCCAGACGCUAUCUGGGACUUCCACAAAACGCUUCCAAUCAGCUUAUCACUAAGAAAAUAGAAGAAUUGUGUGUCAAAGCCAUGAAUAGCUUAGCAUCAUCCGGUCUUAUAACUAUGGACGAGGCGAGUUGUAUACAAUGCACCGAUGCGGGGCGGCUUAUGACUGUUUACUAUAUUGAUCUUGAAACUAUGAAGGCGAUUAUGAAGAUAGAAGGAACAGAAUCGCUAGAAAAAUUAUUAUGGCUUGUAUGCGAGAGCCAUGAGUUGGCAGAUAUGCAUUUACGAGUCGACGAGCGAAGAUCUCUGAAUGCACUCAAUAGAAACAAGGCGGCUGCAACAAUUCGCUUCCCAAUGAAAGGCAAGAUUAAUACCAGACAGAUGAAAUUGAAUUGUAUUAUACAAGCGGUCCUUGGCUGCCUUCCCAUCCCUGACCCGUCAUUAAACCAAGAAGCCUUUAAAAUUAUGAGGAUCGCUGAUCGAGUUUGUAAAUGUCUAGUAGCAUACGUAACAAGCGGAAAAGUAUUAGCAGAUAAUCGGAAUUGUUUUUCCUCGGUUUUGAACGCCGUGAUUUUGGCGAAAUGCCUAUCAGCUCAUUUAUGGGAGAACUCGCCAUAUCUAAGCAAACAACUCAAAGGGAUUGGACCUAUGUUUAGUUCGUUACUCGCGUCUGCGGGGAAAACCACUUUUAUGCUGCUUGAAGAGAGUCAUCCCAGAGAUUUGGAACGGAUUAUGAAUAAAAGCGCCCCCGCAGGCAAUGAUCUAAGAAAACAGAUAUCUUUGCUUCCAAAAUAUCGAUUAACAAUCGUCCCUAUAGAUCAGAAAACAGUCCGAAUUGAACUUGUUAUGCUAAAUCAAGUGUAUUUAAUGGAAAACAUGGAACGUUUAACUGCUGGAGCGAAUCACAAAUUUUAUUUAAUAGUUGGCGAUUCGGAAAAUAAUCUACUAUAUUACUCUGUUUUUAAAGAUAAAGAUUUCUUGAGCGUUUACGAUGGGUGCAUUACGUGCGACGUUACCCGGAAGCAAACUAAUGAGCACAAACUUAUGGCACAUUGCAUCAGCUCAACUUUUGUUGGUAUAGAUGAUAAUUCUGAAUACGUUUUCAACGAUUUAAAUCCAUGUGUUGAUAUUAAUCAUAAAUUAGUUUGCACGCCACGUGAAAGUGUUUUAAAGCAAACAAACAUAACAGACACAUUUACCCGUAAAAGAAAAUGUCCCAAUCAGAGUAUUACUCAAUCAAACGAAAAAAAGAAACGAGACACCGACGUCAUAAAACAAUUUAAAAACUUACGAGAAUCAUUAGGAAUAACAUCGAAGAAUAUUAAAGAUAAUUCAGAUAAGACAGUCGAAUCAACUUUAAACGAAUUUAGUGAAAAUCUUCAAAGAUCUCCAUUAGAAAUUAAUGAAGGUAAUGUCAGUGAUACUAUAGAGGCAUCCGACACGGAGGAACAUAUUGAAGAUGAUAAAAUUAUGAAUAUUUUAAAUGACAUAGAAAAAAAGAAAUCUAGCCAAAAUGAACCACUGGUUAUGGAAUCGGAUUCGGGAUUCUCAAGCGCUAUAAGAGAUCAUUUGAAUCAGUUUUUUGGCAAUGUUCAACAUAAAAACACGAAUAAACUUGAAAUGCAUAUUGUAUUAGACGAGUCUAAUGAUUUACAAGCACCUGCUGAAAGUGCUAAUUGCGACGAAGAUUAA